AUGAACACGACACUGGUUCACGGCUGGGUUAGCUCGCCAAAUGAACGCGGAACAAUCGACAUCCUUUGGAGCUGCAUUGUCACUGUCUUCUUGUGCAGCUGGUCUUCUUUAUUCCUGAACGUACCCGACAAGAACGACUUCCGAUCUUACAUGUCAACGAAGCUACCGUGGGUUGCCUUUACCAUCUUCUUCCCGGAGCUCCUUGCAUCAUUCGCCCAGGUUCAAUACCUGUCCGCACGGCAUUCGGUAUCCAGGUUCCAUAAGUCCGGAUACACUGACUGGACUAUAACGCACGCCUUUUUUGCCGACAUGGGGGGUUUCGUACUGGAACCUCCAGAUUACCCCCGCUUCCCUGUCAACGCCCAUCAGGUUCAUUAUCUCGUAGAGCACGGCUUCGUCGAUUUUCCCAAGAUUCACCGCGACGCCAUCAAGGACAAGAACAAGGCCGACGCUUUUGUCCGUAUCCUUACCUCAGUCCAGGUACUCUGGUUCGCCCUUCAAUGCAUUGGUCGCGCCGCGCAACACUUGGCGAUUUCCAUGCUCGAGCUAGAUGUGGUUGCCAUCGUGCUUUGCACGUUCCCAACACAUUACUAUUUGUUUCACAAGCCAUUGGAUGUUGAUACGCCGGUGACGCUGAAACUCGUGGGAUCACUUAGACUGGCUGAUGUAUUGGCGUUGGCGGACCCAGUUGCAGCCAAGCAGCCUUUCAAGCAAACUCCGCUCGAUUUUGCCAACCCACCUUCAGAUCCCUUGCAGGUACUCGAUCCCAUCGUGUGGGGAUUUGAGCACUUGUUCCGCCUCGGUAACGAUGCCAAGCAUGUACCAAUAACACGAUUCAAGAAUACCGCACGUAUGAAUCCUGGAAAGGUUGUCAUAUCCGAAGGGCUGGUUGCUUCCGCUUUGGCAUUCUCAUUCAUUGGCAUACACUUUUUUGCGUGGAAUUUCCACUUCCCCACAGUGUUAGAACGAGAUCUCUCGCGUGGUGCAUGCGUUGUUCUCUUCGCAGUUGGCUUUACCUUUGGCAUUCUUUGGCUCUUGAUCACUUGGCAAUUACCUAACCUCUGUCGGUGGGCAGGUAUCCCGCAAACCAACACUGUGACAGAGUUUAUCGAUCAGAUACACCCUUUCUUUCAGUACCUGCUCGUUAUGUUUCAUAUGGGAGCAUACGGUCUCGCAAGAACCUUCAUCAUUGUGGAAGGAUUUGCUGGACUCAGAGCACUUCCUGCAAGUAGCUACCGUAGUGUGGAAUGGUCGGACCUGUUACCCCAUAUCUAG
Messenger RNA from Alternaria ethzedia, 1275 nucleotides. RefSeq lists its product as uncharacterized. Bases 1 to 1275 code for a protein of 424 amino acids. The transcript has a single exon. NCBI's taxonomy places the organism in Eukaryota, Fungi, Ascomycota, Dothideomycetes, Pleosporales, Pleosporaceae. The record is from RefSeq and is a predicted model, not a curated record.